This is a messenger RNA of Dermacentor andersoni, 1144 nucleotides long. RefSeq lists its product as uncharacterized. Lineage: Eukaryota; Metazoa; Arthropoda; Arachnida; Ixodida; Ixodidae. The record is from RefSeq and is a predicted model, not a curated record.
CUAACGGUUCGAUCGGCAGGCAUAACGCAGCUUGCUCUCAUCGCAAGGCACAGCAGCCACGAGCAGCAUGAAGUCUACGGCUCUCCUUUGCGGUCUCCUGCUAGUCAACGCCGCUAAAGCUGGCUUCCUAGGCGGAGGUGGCGGCGGUGGUCUCGGAGGCGGCGGAUACGGCGGCGGAGGAUACAGCGGCGGAGGAUACGGCGGUGGUGGCUAUGGCGGUGGGGGCCUCGGUGGAGGGUUCGGAGGUGGCGGCCACGGAGGUGGCGGCUAUGGAGGUGGCGGCUAUGGAGGUGGUGGCUAUGGAGGAGGUGGCUACGGCGGCGGAGGCGUAGGCGGCGGAGUGGGCCACACAUCCACCUAUCUGGUGCGCACCGUGAGCAGAACGCAUGGUGGAGGCGGCGGAGGCCUCGGCGGCGGGUACGGCGGCGGCCUCGGAGGUUACGGAGGCGGAGGCUACGGCGGAGGAGGCUACGGCGGCGGCGGCUAUGGCGGCGGCGGAUAUGGCGGCUACAGUGGUGGCGGAUACAGCGGUGGACUCGGUGGCUUUGGAGGCGGUGGCUACGGCGGUGGAGGAUCUGGUGGCGCCGCCAAGGUGAUCAUCAUCAAGGGAGGAGGAGGCGGCGGAGUCGGCGGCGGACUCGGCGGCGGAUACGGUGGAUACGGCGGCGGCUUGGGAGGACUGGGAGGAGCCAGCUACGGCGGCGGCGGAUACGGUGGGGGUGGAUACGGUGGUGGCGGAUACGGUGGCGGGGGCCACCACGGCGGCUGGCACUAAGCGGAUGCAAGUGCAGUUCAUGAAAUGACAGCCAAUCCGGCCAGAGCGUUCGCCACCCGGCAGGGGUAGCAGCGGCCACCUUAUGAAGAUGAGCAGACCAGACCUCGCAGAUUCCAACGUGGAUUGGCCAUCGUAUUGUUGUUUUCGUUGUUGUUCGUUGUUGUUGAUUCAUCCUACGCCGUUAACAGACUGAGUUCCACCAAAUGAAAUCUGCAGCUUGCCUUGCAUGAAAAAUAUAGCAGGAGGCGACUCGGGCUUUCUUGUCACACGCGAAGAUUCUUUAGCCUGCUCCGCUGAUAUCGAUUUCAUGGUGCUGCUUGUACAGAGAAGUGUGAACUUAUCAUGAGUUGAAUAAAAAAUAAAAAACAA